AUGCGCAAUCUACCAAAACAUUGAAAUAUCAUCGUUCCCCGGACCUUACCCCAGCCGCGCUGAAAAGCUUGUUUUAUCCUCUGUCGCACUCUUGGGUGUGGAACUAAACAGCCCGAUGGCUAGUCAAAAAUGCAAAGAAUGCAUACUACAAAUAAUUGACCAGCUCCGACAGCGGAAAGCGCGUCCAGAUAUUGUGCGAAUAUGUCACAUGGCAGCCCGUAAGCAUGGGAUGAAAUGGCAAGAGACGGAGUCGCAUUUGGAAAAAUUAGUAGAAUCGGGCACGGUUGUAAAAGUAGACUAUAAAGGUAACGUAAGCUAUAGAAACACUGCAAAGUGGAAGAAAACGCAUUCCUGGAAAAAAGUAGUUCAUUCUGAUAAAACAUGUAAAAACAUUAUUUCUGCGGUUCAAGAAAUUGCGCAAAACUCCCUGGAAAGAGGCGCAUCUGUGAAAGAUGUAGAGAAGUGGCUUAGCACGAAUACGCAAGGACCCCAGAUAGAACGCACCCAACUCCGAGCGGCUCUGGAUAAAGAGGUUGUGAAUGGAAACCUUAAAAAGUUACCCCAGGGGACCUAUAUCAGUAGCGAAAGUAACCCGGAAAAGAAAAUAACCGAAAAACCGACCACCUCUGUUUCAAGUCCGGGUAAACGAGGACGCCCUCCCUCAAAACGCAAGAAGUUCAAGAAAACUCAUGGACCCGACUUUGAAACACUGUCGUUCGGGAAGCGUUCAAUGGACGACGCUUCCUGCGAUUAUUGUCUUCAGACAGAACCCAUCGUUCGCAGAGGUUUCAAAGAGGGAAUACUGGUGUGCCAGGACUGCAACGCGAAGGCCCACCCCUCGUGUAUGGGAUACAAUGCCAUCUUAGCCAGACGCACCCUGGAGUCUCCAUGGCAAUGCAUCGACUGCAAGACGUGCACCGUCUGUCAAGACUCCGGUGACCCUGACACGAUGCUGUUUUGUGACGCCUGUGAUAAGGGGUAUCAUAUGACCUGCCAUGAACCGGCCAUAGAAGACAAACCGCAAGGGAAAUGGGAGUGUCAGACCUGUCAAGACACCGAACCCGUGGAUGCCUCUAUGGAGAUUGAUGACGUCAAUGAUACAGCAGACGAGAGCCGAGAUGGAAACAACACCUCUUGCUUACCAACACCUUACGACUCGGCAGCUUCGUCAGAAGAUGACAACAACAGAAUUGAAGCUAAGAGAAAGUCCGAAGAAAGGUCCCCUCCAGAACAGAAGAAAUCCAGUUGCCCGGAUGCUUCUAAAUGGGGAGUGGAGGACGUUGUGAAAUAUUUCUCCAGUCUUGGCUACAAGGACCAAGCAGACGCCCUCCAAGAUCAGGAAAUUGAUGGACAAUCCUUACUUUUGAUGAAAAGAAGCGAUGUUUUGACAGGACUGUCAAUCAGACUUGGUCCCGCUCUGAAAAUGUAUCAGCAUGUGAUGAAAUUACAACUAGGAGGGAUGGACGCUGCAAACUGAUUGAAGAAAAUGAUCUUGUGCCGCCAUCUGGUGGAAAUAUUGGACUACAUGUGUAUACAUUAUUUUAAUUUUAAAGAUUUUCUUGUAAAGAUGAAUAAUUGCAAUUUAGUGAGGGAGUCAGGAAACGGUUUUAUCAAUCCACCAUAUUGUGUUAAAAUAGUUACUUAAUAUUUUUUGUAUAUAUAAAUGACCUUUAAUCAUACUUUGACAUUCAUAUGUAGCAUCUCAGGACAUGUAUAAUAAAUAGUCACCAUCUAUUCAUCAGUUUGGAAAUCCCGUCGAUUUUAAGCUUUAGCAUACUUAUUCUAUGCAGCUGUGUAAUUGUUAAAAUUGUUGGAUGAAAUCCGCGAUGUGUUAAUUUAAAUCAAGACUGCAAUGCAAAUGUAUAUCAUAGCACGUGACGCAAUGCAAAUGAUGAUUUAUCAUGAAUGGUAUAAAUUUUUUGCAUCUUGUAUAAGAGUAUUCAUGUUUUGUUCAUGUACAUAAUCAAUAAAAUAGCUUUAACAGCUUGGAUUCAUACAUAA
Molecule: messenger RNA, 2001 nt
Organism: Magallana angulata
Lineage: Eukaryota; Metazoa; Mollusca; Bivalvia; Ostreida; Ostreidae
Product: histone acetyltransferase KAT6B-like
Exons: 8
Coding region: 116-1477 (453 amino acids)
Molecular function (GO): protein binding; DNA binding
Source: RefSeq, a predicted model, not a curated record